AAUGUGAUAAAUCCUUUCCUAUGGGUGUUUGUUUCAUAAUUGUAAUGGCAAGAAGCGCCGGUUUAGGCGCCACUGCGGUACCCUUUUGCCCCACCCACGGGCCAGAUGCGAGAGCUUAAAACCCGGGGCUACCCUUCAGGCACAGCUCACUUGCAACUGUGGUUUCUUCGUUGAAACUUGGUCGCGAGCCGCUUGCUACAAACCCUACAUACACGGCCCACCGUCUGUUUGCGUCGUUUGUUGUCUAAACUUUGCCAGAGAACGCUGUCACCAUGCAGAGAGCUCAGCUCACAGCGAAAUCCAGGAUGUCCAAAGGCUCGGCCAUGCCAGCCGACCUCAUCCUGUACGGGGGCGACAUCAUCACCAUGGAGGGGAGCGAGGCCAACCCGGGGUCCCGCGAUGCCGACUCCCCGCCAAAGACCGAGGCCGUAGCGAUCAGCGGGGACACCAUCCUGGCCGUGGGCUCCAUCGAUGUGGUCUUCCGUCACGCCGGACCCGACACCCAGGUCAUCUUCCUGAACCAACAGACCCUGAUGCCGGGCUUCAUCGAACCCCACCAGCACGCUAUACAGUGCGCCCUCAUGCGGAGCCAGUACAUCAACAUCAGUGCCCUGAAUUACAGGUGCUAUGAUGACAUUCACACCGUCAUGGUGAACAGAAUCAGCGAGCUGGACGCAGAUCCCAACAACAAGGACUGGGCCAUCUUCUUCGGCUGGGACCCUGAGCUCAUCUCCGACCUGCCCACUCUCAGCGCCGACUUCCUGGAUGCCAACUUCUCCUCCACCAUUCCGAUCGUCGUGGUUGGUCAGAGCGGUCACGUGGCCUGGGUCAACAGUCCCGCUCUUGCGGCACCUGAGCCACCUAUUGGCCAGAAUUACCCUAGUCCAUCUGGAGGUACCGUGGUCCUGGAUGCCGAGGGCUGGCCCACCGGGCAGCUCUUCGAGGAGCCGGCCAUCAUGCUGGUCAUGGGUCGAGCCCCACUUCCCGACGAGGAGCUCGUGAUGCAGGGCUUCUAUGAUCAGUGGAGAGCCUACGCCUCAGCCGGGCUGACCACCGUGACUGAUCUGGCCUACAUGCCUUCUCCCGAGAUGGAUGCGAUUCUCAAGACUUGUGCUGAUGCUCCAGACUUCCCUGUCCGCCUGGGUCUGUACAAAAUGACCCAUGCGCAGACAGACGAAGAGGUGCAUCAGCCCCAAUCAGCUCCCCCUCCGCCGAAGGUAAGAUGCUGCAGCCAGCUGGGGCGCGUUCAGCCCGCACCACCCAAGAAAGGCAGGAGCGUCGUGAAAAACUACGACGGGGGAGUUGGCAACUACAGCUCCCGUCUGUGGGAAGUUGGCUUGAAGUUGGUUGCUGAUGGCUCCCCGCACUGCGGCACAUGCGCUACCCGCGAACCCUUCAUGUACACCCCGCUGACUGAAACCCUGGGGUUCCCCAAGGCACCUGGCUACGGCACCUUGAACAUGGAGGACGAUGCUCUCCUGGAUACCAUCAAGAGACAUCACCAGGACGGGAAGCAGAUGGCGAUCCACUGCCACGGCGAGAGGAGCUCUGAACAGGUGUUGAAGGUGUAUGAGCAGGUCCUGAACCAGUUCCCGAAUCAGAACAACCGUCAUCGCAUGGAGCAUCUUGGCUUGAUGACCGUGGACCAGAUUGAACGCGCUGGCAAGAUCAAUCUGGCACUUUCUUUCUUCGUGGACCAUCUCCGCUUCUACGCCUUGGUCUACAAGACUGACAUCUUUGGUGAGCGAGUCAACCGCUGGACUCCGCUGUCUGAGGCAACCAAGAAUGGCAUUACUUGGACCAUUCAUCAGGAUCAUCCGACCUUCCCCGGAGAAGCCAACCCUUUCGCCAACAUGAAGACAGCCAUCACCCGUUGCACCAGGGAUGACCCUACCACUCCUUACGGCCCGGAGUACCGCGUGUCCAUCCACGAAGUUCUCAAGUCCUACACCGUCAACGCGGCCUGGCAGCUCCACCUGGACCAGAAGGUAGGAAGUAUCAAGCCUGGCAAGAAGGCCGACCUGGUGAUUCUCUCUGACAACCCUUACGACGUGGACCCGUUUGACUUGGAGAAGAUCCGUGUCAUUGAGACCUUCGUGGACGGGCGCCGCAACAACCUGGCCAACAUCAAGACCAUACCCACGGUCAACGUCAAGGUGCUAGACCGUCCGGUUUAGGCAAACUAGACAUGCCGCAGAAUAAG
Messenger RNA from Patiria miniata (bat star), 2203 nucleotides. Its product is annotated as putative amidohydrolase YtcJ. Gene Ontology annotation, molecular function: hydrolase activity, acting on carbon-nitrogen (but not peptide) bonds. Lineage: Eukaryota; Metazoa; Echinodermata; Asteroidea; Valvatida; Asterinidae. The transcript is spliced from 7 exons. The record is from RefSeq and is a predicted model, not a curated record. Bases 273 to 2177 code for a protein of 634 amino acids.